Molecule: messenger RNA, 6771 nt
Organism: Anopheles merus
Lineage: Eukaryota; Metazoa; Arthropoda; Insecta; Diptera; Culicidae
Product: zinc finger protein 236-like
Exons: 5
Coding region: 156-6314 (2052 amino acids)
Cellular component (GO): nucleus
Molecular function (GO): zinc ion binding
Source: RefSeq, a predicted model, not a curated record
AAUGAGGCGCAUUCCGCUCUAUCGUAACCUUGAUAAAGCUGCUGUAUCACCCGCGCGGCCGUCUGUCAGUGAUGUAAUGGCGCAGGAAAGUCAAAAAGCGUACAAGUGACGCCUGGCAUCAAAAUAAAAUUAGCCAUCAGCAAUCGAUUCUCAACAUGUCUGCGGAAUGUUCUGACGCGUCCACCGACCCGAGGCUACUGCAGUAUCGGGACCUGUUUUGUCGAAUAUGCCUCCAGUACAGCAAAGGGGCGCUGAUCCCGAUUGGGGCGGAGAUAAAGAAAACCACCCUGCUGGAUAUGUUUAUACAGCUCACCACAUUUGAGCUGGAUCACAAUGACGCGUUUCCAAGGUUCAUGUGCGAGCAGUGCGUCAGCAAGCUGACGCUGGCGUACAGCAUCCGGGAGGAGUUCAUCUCGCAGACCGAUCUGCUGCUGAAGCUGGUGGUGCAGAAGCAAAUCAUUAAGUACUACGAGCAAUUUCCGCUGGAACCGAAGGUUCAGGCACCGCCCAAGGUAAUACAGCCGAGCGUCCAUGCACCAUUCCGGGAGCUAAAGCCCACCCGGGUGGCGAAGCCAACCGGCAGAGUGCCGGUGGUGAAACCGCAGCAGAUGUUAAUUCAGGAAAGCAUCAAAGAUGAAACAGUAGAGGAAUUGGAUGUAGAUGAGGAGGUAAUUCAGGAGGAAAUCCUCAACGACACCACCAACACCGUGCCGCUGGACGAGACCAGUCUGGUUGAUUUCAAAGACGACUGGGAUUCGUCCAGCACGGCCACCUCGCUCGAUGAGGAUGACUGGAGCUACACGCUCAACCCGAUCACGCCCCAGAAGCUGGAGGAGCUGAAUGCGGCCCGGCCCGUGCGGAUGAAGAACCCGAGCUGCUCGCGCAAGCGCCCGAAACCGGCGGAGGAGAAACAGGACAAGAAGGAGCGGAAAAACCAAUACUCCACCACCACCUGCUACAUCUGUGAUACGCACCACGAGUCGAUCGCGCAGCGGGACGACCACUUCCGCAACCACAUCCACAUGCUGCCGUACGAGUGUACGGAGUGUUUGGCCGAUCCGCCCCCGGAGGACGCCGAUUCGCCGCGGAAGGAGCAGCCAGCGGCGGAACAUCCCACCCACAUCGUGCUGCGCAGCGUCAUCCAGCUGAACAGCCACAUGAUGAUGCACGGCUUUCCGCACAAGUGUGAGCACUGCUACCGGCGCUUCACGACCGUGUAUCUGCUGAAUCACCACCUGUGGAACUACCACCAGCACUCGAAGGAGGGGCUGACGUGCGAGUGGUGCGGCAAGCGGUACUACUCGCGGCGCCCGUUCCAGGAGCAUGUGCGGCGCCACAAGCACUCCGUCACGGAGCGCUUCAAGUGCACGACGUGCGGCCGUGCGUUCGGCUCGAACGCGCUGCUGCGCCGCCACGAGAUGGUGCACACGGGCGAGCGCAGCCACAAGUGCACCUACUGUCCGCGCCUGUUCAGUCGCCGGUGCAAUCUGCUCGACCAUCUGCGGCUGCACACGGGCGAACGGUGCCACAAGUGCAGCGAGUGUCCGCAAUCGUUCAACACGAAAUCGUCGCUCGAGAAGCACCAGCGCAACUAUCACAGCGAUCUGGCGGUGGUGCCGCCGCGGGGCGACCGCAACAUCUACACGCUCCAGUCGGACGGGUCGCGGCUGUACCGGUGCAAGCACGAGGGUUGCACGUUCACCAGCACCUCGAGCACGACGAUGACGCAGCACCGGUUGCGCCACAACAAGCCGUGCGUUUGCGAGGAGUGCGGCCAGCGCUUCGUCUCGCCCAAGUACGUGCGCAAGCACAUGAACCUGAUGCAUUCCGGCAAGCCGCGCAAACCGCAGGGCAAGGGCAGCGCCGGCGGUGGUACGGCGGCGAAGAAGGUGAAGGAGGAAAUUUCCGACACGGGCAGCGCCACCAUCCUGCCCGCGGACAACACAACGGAGCUGAUCAGUGCGGACGAAUCGCUGCUGGAAACGAAGCUGGAGGAGGAGGAGGAGAUACAGCCGGACGAUGAGGCGUGGGUCAAGAUGAAGGACGGCAUAAUACGCACCGAGUGGAACGCGGGUGACCUGAACGUGGUGCGCGAGUACGUCGUCGAGUUUGUGGAGGAUUCGAAGGAGAUUGAAAAUGCUGCUACCACGUCCUGUCCAAUGGAGUCGUACUCGACCGCACCGCAAACGGCCGUCCUGCAACGCUUCUGCCGAUUGUGCAUGCGAGAGUUCCCGUUUCUGCUGCCGUUCAAUGCUACGCUCAAAGAAAUUGCGCUAGCCGACAUGCUGGAACGACUGCUGGGUUCUUUUAAGCUAAAGCAAGCGCCCAAUCUGCCGAACGGCGUCUGCUCGCACUGUGUCGCGAAGCUAGACUACGCGUACCACGUACAGAAGGAGCUGGUGCGGAACGAGCAGCGCUUGCGGCAUUUCCAGCAGGAGGGAAAUUUGUUGCAGAAAUUGUUUGAAUAUCAAGCUAACAUUACAGUGACCAAAGAAGAUGGUGGCGGCGAUCGAAUGGUGGCAGGGUAUGGCAGUGGACUGCUGCCGGAGACGAUCCAGCUCGAUCCGAAGCAGGACGUACCGGAUAUGGCCGAUGCGGAGCAGCGCGCAGCAGCGGCGUACAAAACGUUGGUACCGCCGGGCGGCUGGGCUGUAAUGGAGUGCGAUUAUCCGGAGAAAUCGAUGGCCGCAUCCACCCGGCGAGCUCCGCGGUCCAUGAAACCCGCGCGUCCGGAGCAGCGAACUUUGCGUAAUCGCCACGUGCUCCGGCAAGCAAUUGAUGCAGAAAAUCCAACCGCUUUAAACGCAACCGCUAUUGAUCCCUGUAAAUGCUACAUAUGUAAUACCUUACUGGAGUCGGAGGAAGACUGUCGGGCUCAUUUGGCCGUGCAUGUGGACAUGUUGCCGCAUGUUUGCCCCGAGUGUAGCACGCCGCAUGCGCCGGAGGAGGAUGACGACGCGCCGAGUAACCCAAUCACCUCGCUGGCAAUGUUACAGCGCCACUACCGCAUGCACUCCUACCCACUGAAAUGUCCGCACUGUCCGCAACGGUUCCGGAAACACACGUCCGUCUACACGCAUGUGCGCUAUCGGCACGAAAUGUUCGACAAUCCGGAGGGUUUCACGUGUGACGUGUGCGGCGUAACGAUGCAGUACCGUCCCUCCUUCAUGUACCACAUGCGCAUCCACUACCACGAACAGAUGGGCACGUUCCGGUGCCAGUACUGUGAUCGUGUGUUUGGAACACGGGCCCGCCUAGAGCGUCAUGAACGGGCGCACACGGGCGAGCGGCCGUUCGCUUGCCAUCUGUGCCCGAAAACGUUUGUGCACGCGGGCCAGCUGGCAACGCACAUCGCGCGGCACAAUAACGAGCGCGGCCACCGGUGCUCGCAGUGCGGCAAAGCGUUCUUUAGCAAAGCGAUGCUGCGGCAGCACCUGGAAACGCACGAAACGCACGAAACGCGCAAAACGAGCAACGCGGCGAAAGUGCGCCAACGGCCCUGCGCGUAUGCGGGCUGUACGCAUGUGGCGCGCACGUAUCAGGCGUACUACAUGCACCGGCUGCGGCACGAGAUGGCGCAUCGGUGUGAGGAGUGUGGCCGGCGGUUUGCGCGAGCGUGCGAGCUGAGACGGCACCGGCGCAUCUAUCACUCAGCGGAACAUCCGUUCCGGUGUGAGCCGUGCGGCAAAACGUUCCUUAGCUCGCAGAGCUACCGCGAGCACAUGGACUCGCACGCCAAUGUGCGUCGGUUCGAGUGCGAAGUGUGCGACAAAAAGUUUGUGCGCCGACGCAACCUGGUCAACCAUCGGAUGUCGCACACGAACCAGCGGCCGUAUCGGUGCGAGUAUUGCGACAGUACCACGUUCAAGUAUAAAAGCGACUUGAACCGGCACCGGAAAGACAAGCAUGGACAGGCGGAGCACGGCGAGCAGACGUCGGCGUUGGCGCAAGAGGACGAAGACGAAGCGGACGGGGAAAAGAUUGUGUUGAUGAAUGCGGACGAUCCCAUCAUGGAUGUAAUACUGGAGGAAAGUGCUCCGCAGGGCAUACUGAUCAACGAGAACAUUGAGCUGGACGGGACAUACGGGGAGGAAAUUGAAACGGUCGAAGAGUCGAUCGUGGUUGAGCAGCCGAUCGUUAGCAUCGGUAUCGAUGAGGUGACCAAGGAGGAGUACAUAAUAGAGUACAUAAACCAUGUCACGUCCGACGCGUUUUGUCGAAUAUGUUUGCUGAAGCGGCCCCACCUGAAGUCGCUGAUGGAGCGGGUCGAUGGCGUGAUGAUACCGGAAAUGCUGUACAAAGUGUGCGGCCGCCAGAUCGAGGUGCAGGAGGGCUACCCGCGCAGCAUCUGCCAACGGUGUCUGUGCCAGUUGGACUGUGCGUUUAAAUUUUUGAACGAGUUCCACCAGCAGGACGAACGUUUGCGCAGCUUUUACUGGAGCGGUUCCGUGGUGAAACGACUGCAGGAAUACCAGAAGGAAGGGAGUGAAACGGUGGAAAAACGGUUUGCCGAACUGGUCACUCGUAAUGCGAAAAUGCUGAGCCCGCCAACUAAGCACAUGUGCCACCGGGAGACGAACACCAGCCAGCGCCCCAAGAUGGUCGAUGCUGGUACGCUGACGGACAAGGAGGCGGUGGUGGAUCUAGCGCUGGUCAAAACGGAGGACGGAAGCGUAGUGUCCGACGAUUUGGUGCUGGAGGACGAGGAAGGAGUGUAUCUCGAGUAUGCAGACGAUUUCGAAGCAUCCAUCAAGGACGAGCAGCUGGUGUCGAUGAAGAUCGAUGUGCUGGAAUCGGGGGACGAGGCGGAAUCGUACGCCGAACCCAAGGAGCGCAGGAAGCGAGCGCCACAAACGGCCACCAAAAGCACCCCGUCUGCGCGUUGGUCGACUCGGACAAGCCUACCUUUGCCGGCGAAGAAGCAGGAAGACAGCGAUACGGAUGAUCCGGCUACGGAGGAAGAUUUCAAGGAGCUGUUCGAGGAAACCGUGCCAGAGAUGGACGAGGAUGAGGAGGACGAUGAUUUUGAGGAGGAGGAUGAGGAGGACGAGGAGGAGGAAGAGGAAGAUGACGAGGCUGAGGAGGGGAAGCACAUUGUGGAGGAGCAGGGAAAAGAGACGGAACCGUUGCAUCUCGAUCCGCUGCGCUGCUACAUCUGCGACCGAAGCGAGGAAUCGAAAGCGAUGCUGGAGCAACAUCUCGAUAUGCACAGCCUGAUGCUGCCGUACGAAUGUAGAAUUUGCCAGGUGGAGGGUGGACCCGCCCGCACGCUCAAAACCAUCUCCUCCCUGCAGAACCAUUUCCGCUCGCACCACUACCCGUUCGGGUGCGGCACUUGCGGCAAGCGGUUCCUGCGCAAAGCGCAACUGAUGACGCACAUGGACAGCCACAACGAGGAGCACCUGGAGUGUGACGAGUGCGGGCGACAGUUUUCGCACCGGAAAACGUGGCAGAACCACCUGAAGCGCCACGUGGCCGUGCGCACUGGCGCGUUCAAGUGCGGCACCUGCGGCCGGGCGUUCGGCAACCGGGCCCGGUUGGAUCGGCACGUGCGCUCGCACACCGGCGAACGGCCGUUCGGAUGCAAGUACUGCGAGAAGCGGUUCUACGAUCGCCACCAGCAGCAGCGCCACACCGAGCGGCACUUCCGCGACCAGGAGUGCAGCUGCGAGAUUUGUGGCGAAACGUUCCCGGGCGCCAAGAAGCGUGACGAACACAAGAUCGAGCAGCAUCUGAGCGGCCCGGAGCUGGAGGCGUUUUUGGCGCGCAAAUCCAGACAGCGGUCGUACAAGAAGCCGGCCAAGCUGAAGGAAAAGGAGUGCCCGUUCGCGGGGUGCGAUUACGUUGCCAACACGUACGGCGCGAUGUACGUGCACAAGCGCACCAAGCAUCAGCCGGUGCACAAGUGCGAGCUGUGCAACAAAUCGUACGCCUUCCUCAACCAGCUGAGGGUGCACAUGGCGCUGCACACGGGCGAGAAACCGUUCCAGUGUGAGAUUUGCGGACGCAGCUUCCGCCGCGGGUUCAGCUACAAGGAGCACAUGGAGAUGCACAACCCGGAGGCGAGCUACAACUGUCCGACGUGCAACAAAAGCUUCAAGCGGCCCCGGUACCUGCAGGCGCACGUGCUGACCCACACCUCGGUGCGCAAGUUUUCGUGCGAAAUCUGUGGCAGCUGCUACAAGACGAACGGAGAGCUGAAGAAGCACACCAAGAACAAGCACGGGCUGGACAUUGUGGAGGAGGAGGUGCGCGAGAUAGUCAUCGAUGCGGACGAUACGGAUAUAUCGUCGUUCGUUGUGGAGUACGUUUGAACGCGUUCGUGAGUGAAGCUAUAUAUUAGGUCCUUGUGCGCUCUUUUAUUUGGAAUGGAAUCCAAAAUAAUCCCAAAAAAUGCUUAAACUAAUUACUCUUGUACGCGAUGUACAUAUUAUGCUUGUAUUCAGUCGGUUUUUGACUUUGCCGGCCAGAUUAUAGGCAUACUAAACGGAGGAAGUUCCGGAUGCGAACCAAAUCGCGUCCGAUCUCCACAAACACAUAACCAUGUACGAAUGCUAUAUGAAUAGGUGACAUAUACGUAUGUCUUUGAAAUGAUUUAGAAUAGGACUCGAUACAAAUGAAUAAAAAAUAUAUUAAAAUAAACGUAUGAAUAUGAUCAGAACACUGUUUGCCUAUUAAAGGAAAAUCUUCAACAGUCUGACUUUUGAAAUCGAGCUACACUUCUACUGUAACCAAAAAAUUAAUUCUAACAAGAGAAUGUUUUCGAUUUUC